This is a messenger RNA of Ophidiomyces ophidiicola, 414 nucleotides long. RefSeq lists its product as uncharacterized. The coding region runs from base 1 to 414 and encodes 137 amino acids. Lineage: Eukaryota; Fungi; Ascomycota; Eurotiomycetes; Onygenales; Onygenaceae. Gene Ontology annotation, biological process: protein folding. The transcript has 4 exons. Gene Ontology annotation, cellular component: cytoplasm; prefoldin complex. The record is from RefSeq and is a predicted model, not a curated record.
AUGCUCUCACGGCGUAUGCUCUCGAAAGAGGACGAGAACGCGACACACGGCGAAGAAACCGAAGUCCGACGCGAGGAUCAGGAGAAGAUCAAUCGCUUCAGCAGACUGCAUCAACGGGAAACCAUAUUAGAAGAGCAACUCAAGACAAAACAGAAAGACAAAGAAGACCUCGAAGAAGUAUCCGCUGAGCUCGAGCUUGCGGACGAGGACGAUCUAGUCCCCUACAAAAUCGGCGACAGCUUUGUAUCGCUCCCACUUUCAGAAGCUCAGACCCUUUUAUCCUCGGCCACAGAGCAAAUCGAUGAAGAUAUCGUUAAGAUUGAAGAAAAUCUUGGCGAAAUCCGUGAUGAACUACAAAAAUUGAAGGUGGCGCUGUACGCGCGAUUCGGGAGAAGUAUUAAUUUGGAAACCUAA